Molecule: messenger RNA, 1518 nt
Organism: Clupea harengus (Atlantic herring)
Lineage: Eukaryota; Metazoa; Chordata; Actinopteri; Clupeiformes; Clupeidae
Product: sulfotransferase 6B1-like
Molecular function (GO): sulfotransferase activity
Source: RefSeq, a predicted model, not a curated record
GUCGUAUGCAAGGAACUCUGGGUAAUGUAGUCUUGGAAGCCUGGAGGCACGAAACUUGCUGAAGUGGAAGGCAGCGGAGAGGGAGCUUGCUGGGAUAGAAGCCAGCAGACAAGGAGGUCGUCGAGGCCAAUAUCCGGGAGACGGAAAUCCCGGGAACAUUGAAUGGGUCGCGGAGCUGGUCGUCUCGGGCAUAAACUACGUCCGUGUAGCGACGAGACGAUACGGAGUGAAAGGAAACUGCAGGAAACUCCCAUUUUUACGCACCCCCCUUAUCACAUCGGGGCGGGAACUCCUGCACGCUCCUGCAUGCAUACACAAACGCUCUCACGCACUCUGGUGCAAACCCAGCUGUGUCUGUCUGUCUCUCUCUCUCUCUCUGUGUGUUUAGACCUCCCACCUCACCCCUCAUCUCAGACUGAGGAAAAGACUACACAAUCGCAGGCAGAGUCAGCAGCAGCAGCAGUAACAGCAGUGGCAGUGGAGCCGGGAUCGCACACUUUUGCUGUCAUUUUAACUUAGCGUUUUCUGAGCAUCUAAGUAAAAUGAGCCAAGAGCUAACAGCAGAGGAGAAAGUCCUGAAAUGGAGAGAGAGGAACAGGGCCCUGGCGCAGAGCUUGACGGACGAGGAGAAAGUCUUCAGGCAUAGGGGGAUCCUGUACCCCACCAUCAUGAGCCCCCCGGAGAACCUGGAGGCGCUCGGGACUCUGGAGGCGAGGCAGGAGGACGUGGUGCUGGUGGCCUAUCCAAAGUGCGGAUUUAACUGGUCGGCUGGGGUUUUACGUAAGAUCAUCACUACAGCUACAGGAAAGAAGUUCACAGGCGGCCCUCCUCACAUUGAGUUCCUGACUCCAGAAAUGCAAACGGCCUUGGCAAAAGAGGCGUCUCCAAGACUCAUGGCAACUCAUCUGCAUCCUGAUGACAUGCAUCCUUCUUUUAAGGAAAAGAAGGCAAAGAUUCUGGUGGUGUGGAGGAACCCCAAGGACACACUCGUCUCUUUCUAUCACUUCAUGAACAACACCCCAGGGUUGCCCAACGUCGAGUGGGACAAGUUCUUCACAGACUUCAUGAAAGGAGAAGUGCUCUAUGGUUCAUACUUUGACCAUGUUGAAGCCUGGGAGAAGCUCUUCAAUGACCCGAAUGUGAAGAUGAUCACAUAUGAAGACCUAAAAGAGGACCUGAGUGGGGGCAUCAGGCAGAUCUCUCAGUUCUUUGGCUUCCCCCUGACUGAGGAGCAGGUCCAGACCAUCUCAGCUCAGAGCACCUUCAGUGCCAUGAAGGAGGAUGCCGUCAAAACCCAUGGCAAAUUCAGCACCAUGUUAUUCCGUAAAGGUGAGGUGGGUGACUGGAAGAACCACUUCAGUGAGGCCCAGAGCCAGCAGAUGGCCGAGGAGUUCAACAAGAGACUAGCAGGAACCAAACUGGGAGCCAAACUCAAAUACGACACCUACUGCAAGUAGGGAGAAGACUGUGGCCACAUUUGUACUCUUUGUAAUAAUGUAAUAAACCUAUUGCAAGUAA